GCGGUGAUCACCCACUGUCAUUGUUAUACUCCAGCCCACAUGUUAUUAACCAAACACCAUCCCCAUUUUUCAUUUUCCCCUCAACCUCUCUCUUAACCCCCUUUCUUAUUCUUACCUAUUUUCCUCGCCACUCGUUUUUUUCCCUUCUUAAUCCCUCUUCUCCACUCACACACCAACUAGUAACACUUAUUACACCACACCAAUUCUCAUUUUCCAUUCCGAUUAUUCCAAUACGCACCUUUCUUUCCCAUGGGCUGAACCUGAACCUGAACAAUAUAAAUUCAGUUUCGAGCAGACAAAUUCAAUGGAGUGGGAUAGCAAUUCCGAUCUUAGCGGUGAUGAAGACGACGCCGUUUCGUCCUCGUCGUUCCUUCUGAACGACGACGUUGGACCACUUCCUUUUCCGGUUCUUCAAACGGCGCCGUGUGGGUUCGUUGUCACCGACGCGAUCGAUCCGGACCAUCCUAUUAUAUACGUCAACGCCGUUUUUGAGAUGCUUACCGGUUAUCGUGCUGAAGAAGUUCUCGGUCGUAACUGCCGUUUCUUGCAGUGUCGAGGUCCAUUUGCUAAGAGAAGGCAUCCAUUGGUGGACUCAUCAGUAAUUUCAGAAAUUAGAAAAUGCAUUGACGAAGGGGUUGAAUUUCAAGGUGAGUUGCUGAACUUCAGGAAAGAUGGAUCUCCACUUAUGAACAGACUGCGGCUGACACCUAUAUAUGGAGAAGAUGAUGAAAUAACUCAUGUCAUUGGAAUUCAGUUAUUCACCGAGGCAAACAUUGAUCUUGGUCCUGUUCUCGGUUCUACAAUUAAGGACUCUGUUAAAUCAUCUGGUCGGUUUCGUUCUGUACUUUCCUCACUGCAACCUCUUCCAGUGGGGGACCGGAAUGUGACCCGUGGAAUUUGUGGGCUAUUUCAAUUAAGUGAUGAGGUAUUGUCUCUCAAGAUACUUGCUCGCUUAACUCCAAGAGAUAUUGCAUCAGUUAGUUCUGUUUGUACGCGAUUGUAUGAAGUAACAAGAAAUGAAGACCUUUGGAGGAUGGUAUGCCAAAAUGCAUGGGGUAGUGAAACUACCCGUGUUUUGGAGACUGUUCCUGGUGCAAGGAGGCUUGGAUGGGGUCGACUAGCCAGGGAACUGACCACUCUUGAAGCAGCAGCAUGGAGGAAACUGACCGUUGGAGGUGGUGUUGAACCAUCACGCUGUAACUUUAGUGCUUGUGCAGUUGGGAAUAGAGUUGUCCUAUUUGGUGGUGAAGGGGUUAAUAUGCAACCCAUGAAUGACACCUUUGUAUUGGAUCUCAAUUCUAAUAAUCCCGAAUGGCAACAUGUCCAGGUUAGCUCUCCUCCCCCUGGUCGGUGGGGCCAUACACUUUCUUGUGUGAAUGGUUCUCGUUUAGUUGUAUUUGGAGGCUGUGGAACACAGGGUUUGCUCAAUGAUGUGUUUGUUCUGGACUUGGAUGCAACCCCUCCAACUUGGCGUGAAAUUUCUGGAUUGGCACCUCCACUUCCAAGAUCAUGGCAUAGCUCUUGUACUCUUGAUGGUACUAAGUUGAUAGUUUCUGGUGGCUGUGCUGAUUCUGGAGUACUUUUGAGUGAUACUUUUCUCCUUGAUAUGUCGAUGGAAAACCCUAUCUGGAGGGAGAUACCAGUGACAUGGACACCACCUUCCCGUCUGGGCCACACACUAUCUGUUUAUGGUGGUAGGAAAAUUCUAAUGUUUGGGGGUCUGGCCAAGAGUGGUCCCCUGCGUUUCCGGUCAAGUGAUGUGUUCACUAUGGAUUUAAGUGAGGAGGAACCAUGCUGGAGAUGUGUCACGGGGAGUGGAAUGCCUGGUGCUGGCAAUCCUGGAGGCAUAGCUCCUCCUCCUAGACUUGAUCACGUGGCUGUUAGCCUUCCAGGUGGUAGAAUUUUGAUUUUUGGGGGUUCUGUUGCAGGCCUUCAUUCUGCCUCCCAGCUUUACAUACUUGAUCCAACCGAUGAGAAGCCUACAUGGAGAAUCUUAAAUGUACCCGGACGCCCUCCAAGGUUUGCAUGGGGCCAUAGUACAUGUGUUGUUGGGGGGACAAGAGCUAUUGUUCUGGGUGGUCAAACCGGGGAUGAAUGGAUGCUAAGUGAACUGCAUGAACUUUCCCUGGCAAAUUCUGUCAUCUAGAUCCAGUGGAUAAAUUACAUACUGUAAUGACGGGAACAGAAUGGGCGACGAAGGUAUGUGUUGGUCACUGACUGUCUUGACAAACAUUGCUCUGGUCAGAACAUUUGUGUAUUAAGUUGUUUCGACAGUGGAUUUUAUGGUAUGAUUGGUUCUGGCUGGAGAAGAACUUUUUCAAUGAGUGACACAAUACCAUGUUUGGUGUUUUUUGAGGUUGUGUGAAACUUUGCCCUUCUGUAUGCACGAUGAUUGUUCUUCAUGAAUAGAUUAAUAGUGUCUGAUAACAAGUAGGGAAUACAUUAGGAGGAUAGUUAUCCUCACGUGUGUCUUUUUCUAAUUGUGUAAUUUGAACCAUGACAAAGGACAGAAAAAACGCAUGUUCGUACAUAGUAAAUGUAUCAGGUCUGUUGUAUUUGUAUGUAUGGAAGUCUCUACUUCUAUUUUGUGCUUUUGAACACGAGUCAGCUGACAUGGUCAUAAAUUGGGUGUACUCUUUUGCCCUGUUACAAACAGGUGUACAAGGUAGAGGACGGUGCGGUUUGUACAUAUUUCCCUUAAAUAAUGUAAUACAUGACAUGGAGUAUGUCAAAAUCUGCAUUGUUCAUUA
Molecule: messenger RNA, 2750 nt
Organism: Lathyrus oleraceus (garden pea)
Lineage: Eukaryota; Viridiplantae; Streptophyta; Magnoliopsida; Fabales; Fabaceae
Product: adagio protein 1
Exons: 2
Coding region: 305-2146 (613 amino acids)
Biological process (GO): response to blue light; circadian rhythm
Cellular component (GO): membrane; nucleus; cytosol
Molecular function (GO): protein binding
Source: RefSeq, a predicted model, not a curated record